AUGACCUCCACCCCCACUGGGGCAGCGCUCACGGGAGCUACGCUGCUUGUCGGGGUGCAGGCCGGCUCUCGACUGGCUUCUUUUGUGCUCAACCAGUUAGUGGUGGCUCGCAUGGCGCCCGAGGCCUACGGCCUGGCGGCCGUCUCGCUCCAGCUCGCUCUCUCCACCGUUCUCUUUCUGGCUCGCGAGCCGCUGCGUCGCGCGGCGCUGCGCAUGGCGGCUGCUCCGGCUGAUGCCCGCGCUCUGGCUGCAUGGGGUCUUCCUAUCGGCCUUGUUCUCGCCGCCUGCCUCGCGGCUCACUCGCUCAUCCUUGCUCCCGAUCCAGCCGCCGCUGCUGUUCCGGGCGCGGCGUCCGCGCUCGGGCUCACUCUUGCCGCCGCCGCGGUCGAGCUAGCUGCCGAGCCGCUGUACGUUGCGGUCUUGUUGGAGGCUCGCUACGUAGUCCGCGCCCAGAUUGAAGCUGUCGGUGUCCUCCUCCGCUGCAUCGUUACCUACGCCGGCGUCGUCGCUGCCGGCGCUGGCGUCGUCUCGUUUGCCCUGGGCCACCUCGCGUACGCCGGCGUCGUCCUGGUUGGCUACCUUAUGGCGGGAUCUGGCUUUGCGCUGAGUGAGGCCAUUCCGCGCGCAGGCCCGCUAGUGCGGCACAGUCCGUUGGUCUCGGCGCUCGCCGCACAAACGGUGCUCAAGUACGCGCUCACCUACGGCGAAUCGAUCAUCCUUGUGGCCGUCCAGUCGCUGUACGAUCAGGGCGUUUUUGCGCUUGUGAACAACCUUGGCUCUCUUGUGGCACGUGUCAUCUUCCAACCUGUUGAGGAGACGGCGCUCAACGCAUUCUCGCUUGCCGGGCGUGAUCGCAAUUCGACCGCACGCUAUGGCCUGCUCACCGUGCUUUGCAAGGGCAUGGUGAGCAUCGGACUUUUGUUUGCCACCUUUGGCCCGCCCUACGCCCACCUCCUCCUUGAACUCCUCUACGGAACGCGGUGGGUAGCCACCGACGCGCCGGCCAUCCUCGCCUGGUACUCGCUGUAUGUCGGGUUCAUGGCGCUCAACGGCGUGACCGAAGCCUACCUCCACGGCUGCGCGUCCAAGGCCGGCUUGGCGCGUCUCAACUGGAUGCUGCUGGUCUUCUCGGUUGCGUACAUCAUCGCUGGACUUGCUGGCACCACCUAUGCUGGCACUGUCGGGCUCAUUGCCGCCAACAUGUUCAAUAUGGCCCAGCGCAUCACGUACUCGCUCUACGCCAUCUAUGUCACGCUUCCCAACGAUGGCGUGCCGCUGCCGACUGGCGCGGCGCUGUGGGACCUUGUUCCAAGCCCGCCGGUCUGGGCAGCGUUUGGCGUUGCUGCCGCCGCCGCCCAUGGCUCGGCCGCCGCGUGGGUCAAGCUCGACUCCGAUGGCUGCUACGGAUCGUGGACGCAGCGUGCGGUCCAUGUUGCACCAGGCGUGCUCGGUCUUCUUGUUGUUGCUGCCGCCUUUGUGGCCUGCGAGCGCGAGCUUGUCCCGGCGCUCAAGCGGCUGAUCAAGUUGCGGCGCGGUGGCAAAACGGAGUGAUUGCCUGCUUUAUCCGAGGUGUCUAUGCGUAGCUGAAGAGGCCGAGGGCAUCGCCGUAGAAGCC
Molecule: messenger RNA, 1615 nt
Organism: Thecamonas trahens ATCC 50062
Lineage: Eukaryota; Apusomonadida; Apusomonadidae
Product: oligosaccharide translocation protein RFT1
Exons: 1
Coding region: 1-1551 (516 amino acids)
Biological process (GO): dolichol-linked oligosaccharide biosynthetic process; glycolipid translocation
Cellular component (GO): endoplasmic reticulum membrane
Source: RefSeq, a predicted model, not a curated record